AUGCCUUGUCUGCACAAUCUCAUGGUUGCACUCGCAGCUUCGUCCAUGAUUGGCCUUGCUCACGCCAAAGCCUGCCCACCACUUGGCCGUGUCUUCCCAGCCCCGCGAAGUCCGAGCCAGAAUAACGCCGUGCAAGAGGCCGUUUCCAAGCUCAAAUCCGCCUUGAACAGCACAUUCUCGGCCAACCUGCUCACAAGCGGCAUAUCGGUCGCGGUCAAGUCAGCGCACGAAGACAAGCUACUCUUCAACUACCACUACACCCCGCCGGUCCUCUCCGGCAUCGGCACAUCCGUCAUUGACGAGCACACCAUUUACCGCGUGGGGAGCGUGUCCAAGAUGAUGCCCGCACUGUCGGCACUGCAGAGCGAUCAAGUCGACAUGCAUGCGUCGGUGCUGAAGUAUCUUCCCGGGCUGGCAAAGACAUCGGGCUCUCCCACUUCAGUUGACAGGAUUCCAUGGGAGGCCAUAACUGUAAUGGAUCUUGCGACACACUUGUCUGGUCUACCCCGCGACAUGGCUUUCGACCUGGCUCUGAUUCAAAACGGCCCGUGGACCGAGAUGGGCCUCCCGGCUGUUCGCAACGGCACGGGGCCGACCUGCUCUGGCCUUCCGGGAACCAGGAAGUGUACGGCGGACGAUAUCAUUAAUACAAUUAACCGAAAACCGCUGGUAGAGCCGCCUGGCGCCACCCCUCUCUACUCCAACUUGGGCUAUGCGCUGCUCGCCAUGGUCGUUGAAGCUGCAACUGGAGAGAAGUUUGACCAAUUGGCUCAACGUGGUAUUUUUGACGCGGCCAACAUGACAAGCACAUCUUUCAACGGGCCCGUGGAGAGAUUCCCAAAGGAUGGAUUUGUCCCAAAGGGAGAGUCUACCUGGAACGCCACCUUGGGAAUUUUUGAAGCCGCUGGAGGACUGUUUUCCAACUCUAUCGACAUGAUAUCCUUCACCGAGACCAUCAUCACCAACAAGUUUCUGUCGCCAAAGAAGACAAGAGACUGGAUGAAACCGGCCGCACAUACCUCGUCCAUGGGAAUGUCCGUCGGGGCCCCGUGGGAGAUCCUCCGCAGCAACACCUUGACGAAGGACAAACGCGUGAUUGACGUAUACACCAAGAGCGGAGACUUUGGGCUGUAUCAUGCGCUGAUCGGUGCCGUCACGGACUACGACAUUGUCAUGACGGUUCUCUCUGGCGGGGACGAAGUCAGUUUAGACCCGGACACGCGCACCAAGAUCUUCAGCACGGUCGCUCGGUCAUUGGUCCCGGCUGUUGACCAGGCUGCUCGAGACGAGGCGUCUUCUUCGGGUGGCUACGUGGGCACCUUUACCGACAAAUCGACCAACUCUACUCUUGAGCUUGGUCUGGAUGAGGGCCCCGGGGUUGUCAUCAAGAAGCUUGUCGUGCGCGGGUUCGAUGCUCUAUCCCACAUGCCCAACUAUAGCCUCGGUAUCGCGAAUUCGAACCCUUCCGGAGCCCGAAACAUGGCAGUCCACGGCCGCAUGUACCCGGUGGACAUCAAUGGCGACGCGCCUUCUGCAUCAACACACGCCAGAAGUAUAACCGACGCCGACCGAUGCAGAAACAGCACCGUCACGGUGUGGCGCGCAUACUUCGACACCACAACGGAGGAGCAAAGCGCUUCAAAAGACGAUGCGCUGUUUUAUGCGGAUGGAAGCUGCGAGACUUGGUUCAGCCUUGAUCAGACGUCGUACAAUUACCUCAGCUUGGGAGAGUUUGUCUUUGCACAUGAUGAGCGCGGCCGUGUACAAGCUGUGCGGAGCCCGGCAUUCAACGUGACGUUGACUUGA
Cordyceps fumosorosea ARSEF 2679 is the source of this 1806-nucleotide messenger RNA. RefSeq names its product Beta-lactamase/transpeptidase-like protein. The transcript is spliced from 3 exons. The record is from RefSeq and is a predicted model, not a curated record. The coding region runs from base 1 to 1806 and encodes 601 amino acids. NCBI's taxonomy places the organism in Eukaryota, Fungi, Ascomycota, Sordariomycetes, Hypocreales, Cordycipitaceae.